Molecule: messenger RNA, 2119 nt
Organism: Cyclopterus lumpus (lumpfish)
Lineage: Eukaryota; Metazoa; Chordata; Actinopteri; Perciformes; Cyclopteridae
Gene: drap1
Product: DR1-associated protein 1 (negative cofactor 2 alpha)
Exons: 7
Coding region: 207-947 (246 amino acids)
Biological process (GO): transcription by RNA polymerase II; positive regulation of transcription by RNA polymerase II; negative regulation of transcription by RNA polymerase II
Cellular component (GO): negative cofactor 2 complex; nucleus
Molecular function (GO): transcription coactivator activity; transcription corepressor activity; core promoter sequence-specific DNA binding
Source: RefSeq, a predicted model, not a curated record
GGCUCCAAACAGGACGGCGCUGUGACCCUGCGGAACCCAGCCGACCUGCCGGGCGCCGGGGAGCGAGUGACGACGUGCUAACGAGUUAGCAGGGUAGCUAUUGCUAUCUAGUGUGCGCGCAGUGGAGGUGAUUUAUGUAUGAUAGAGAGCAAUAUUCCAGCAUAUAUUGCAUUUUAUUUUAGGUUAGCCAUCUAAGUGAUUUAAUUAUGCCUAGCAAAAAGAAGAAAUACAACGCCAGAUUCCCUCCGGCACGGAUUAAGAAGAUUAUGCAGACUGAUGAAGAAAUAGGCAAAGUGGCUGCCGCAGUACCUGUUAUUAUUUCGAGAGCCCUGGAGCUUUUUUUGGAAUCAUUGCUUACAAAGGCCUGUCAAGUCACCCAGUCUAGGAAUGCAAAGACGAUGACAACAUCGCAUCUGAAGCAGUGUAUUGAGCUGGAGCAACAGUUUGAUUUCUUGAAAGACCUGGUUGCAACGGUGCCAGACAUGCAGGGCGAGGGGGAAGAAAACCACACGGAGGGGGGAGGAGAAAAAGUCCCACGCAGGGGUAGAAAACCAGGGUCCGGCCGCAAGAACGGAGGAGCUGGCUCCAAAGGAAAGGACAAGAAGUUGUCUGGCACCGAGUCGGAGCAAGAGGAUGACUCUGAAGACAGUGAGACGGAUGGGGACGAGGAGGACGGCUUUCAGUCCAGCGCAAAUCUACCGCACAUACCCAGGUUCCACAGGGGUUUACACCUGCAGGACCUGUCCCCCUCCCACAGCUCAAACGAAUCCCAGCAGGACAUGCAAAUGGAAAGCCCGGCCUCAAUGGGCAACAUGGCCCCCGAACAGCCCCAGGGCGGCAUGGCCUUCGCCCCCCACCCCUCCAUGAUCAGCGUCGCACCACCUCCCCCAGCCCCGGAGCCGCACAAAAACGAGGAGGACGACGACGACGAAGACUAUGACUCUUAGCUCCCUCCUCCUCCUCCUCCUCCUCCUCCUCCUACACCACUCACACACGCACGUACACUCUUCCGACAUUAUUUUCGAUUCCUUAAGUUGUUGUCGCGGCGGCUGCUCUCAGCAGAGGAGGGAAAGACUCUUCAUCACGCCGAAAGCAAAGAGACGCCGCCGCAGGAGACAGAAAACUGGUUGUACAUUAUGUGUUUUAAUUUUCUUUUUCUUUUUAACAAAACAAAACAGUUUUAUUUUAUUGUAGAGGAGAAUCCAACGAGGAUGUUUUUUUAACGAGUCAGUUGUUCUAUUUUGACUAUAUAAAAAAAAAUAAAAAUGGCAGUCGUCACUAUUUUUGCCGUGAGCCCCCGCAGACAGGAUAGGUGUAGUUUGUGUUGCCUUGUAGCUUUUUUUUUUUUCUUUUUUCUUUUGGCACUUUUCUUUCUUCCUCGGUCCUCCGUAGUAGACUUAUGAAGUGGACAAAUGAGUCGCUAAAGGUUGGCUUGAAUAGUGGUAGUUGAAGCCUUAAAAUGGCCUUUGAUGCUCGAUAGGCUCUGAAAUACUGCUGUGAAGAUGUGUACUUCCCGGCUUUGUCACUCCAAUUGUCAGGCUGCAACAUAAACAAGGAAGCAGGUGUAUUUUUACUAUCGGUUAGCUAAACCACAGCUUUUUGGAAUUGGUUUCUAUUUUUAAUUCACGUUUUUAUCGAGAGAACCAUAAACCUCCACGACCACAACCAUGAAGUCAAAUGUAUCAGCAGGUUAGCGAUUUACACUUUUUGUGUUGGUCGCUGUCAGAGGUUAGGUGCUCCGGCAGUUGGGUCUUGUAUUAUUAUUUUUAUUUUAUACAACCAUUAAUUUCCCCUGAAUUGCCCAUCAGAAGUAUAAUGUGACUCUUGGACCAUAACUUUGUUUUUAAAGUUGUUUGUCUCCUUUUGUCCUCUGAUUUCUAUUCUGGCCACCCCUCCAACUUUUGGGUAAAUUUAUCUAUAGACAUUUUUUUUUUUCCCUCCUCUUUUUUAGAUUGUUUUAAAUGUAUCCAUGGAAAACCGAGAGGGGGGGCUCCCAUUUAUGUGUCAGUCUCAGUAUGAAAUGUUUCAGAAUAGACAGUUGAAGUUGACACUGUAUUGUAAACUUUUAACAUUCUUUUUAUUUUGUAUGGGUAAAAUAAAGUUCAUAUUUCAAUUAAAA